AUGUCGCUUAAAUAUUUUAUUAUUGCCAUAUCUUUCGUAUCCGUUACAGAAUGCGCAGCCCAAGUGUACAAGAGUCAUUCGAUUGAAACUGAGGUAGUAAUCAAACCGUUGGUUGUAAGCGAUGAUUUUGUUACACAAACAGUCUAUGGUUUCUUGGAUUUCACCACCACAAUUGGAAACACGGUGAUGGUCUUCAGUCCACAAAGUGCACCAGCAGAUGGAGAAACGGAAAAGAAAAGCUCCGGUAUGAUUAUUCAGACGAAACCGAUCGAAAUGCAGACAAAAGCGGUUCUUGAUAUUCAACCGAGCAAAACGCACAAGACUGGUUCCGAAAAAGAAACGAAAAAACAAGGAAAAGGCACAAAGGUUGUUGUAAAUUCUGUGAUCGAAAAAAAUGCCAUUAAUUUUUCAGACGAUAGUGGGUUGCAGUCGUCAAAAAGCCAGGAACUGAAUACACGGGUUCAGUUAACAACCAACACUCCCAUCGUGUCCUUGCAUAUGCCAAUUAAAUCGAAGGACGAUACACCCGGUAUAAAGAACAACCUAGCUGAACCUGAGUACGACUUUUUGUCGAAACAACCUACGGAAGUCGUUGACGAAACUUAUAAGUUAAUCAAUUUGAGACCUUCUUCAAAAGCACAAGCAAAACCCAGACCCACAGGUCGCAGAGAGAAAGAGAACCCGACUGGCCUCGUCACAAAGCUCGGUGGUACCAUCAUUAAAGAUGGACUAACUACGGUCCAUGAGACGAGUGUAAUUGGUACCUACAUAAAUGGCAAAUACGCUCAAGUUCUCCAAAGCUCUUCAAGAAUCCUUCAAAGCCCACCAUCGAUUCCUGAAGGAAAAGUUCGCCCUUCUAGCACUCAGAGAAUUUUGAAAACUAUUGGACCGCAACAAGGAAAACUGAAACCGCAACUAGAACCAACGCCAACACACCACCAGGAAGACUCGUCGCUGCCUCUUGAAGUUCUGUUUAGUGCACCAACAGGUUCCACAAUUCGCAGUACACGGAAGAACGAGAGUCCCAGUUCUGCUCGCCCGAAAUUCCGCAACAAAAUUAAUGAAGAUUACGACAGCGGUGAGGUACAACAAGCUAAACCAGCUAAAAACCGAAGCAAUACCACACCAAGAGCAACCUACAAAAAUCGAAUUCCACCCACAACAACGACCGAACAAUCUGUUACACGACGUCGCAGCGGCUUCAGACCAAGUAACCAGCCAAGCUUGCCAUCAAAGCAAAGUAAUAAAAGUAAAAUCGAGCAGCAAUCAGUCAAUAACAAUCCCGCGCCGAAAUUAAAGCUGCCAAGGACGCAGGGUCGUUGGUCUUACAAAACGACCCCUAAACCGAGAGUCGCUAUUCGAAAGCAAAUUGACGAUGACGAGCUGCGUUCUACACCUGAGACUAGUACAACGGUAGACCCGAUGAACAUCGACGAUACCAAAACGACUGCAACUUCUAUUUUAACAUCCACAAUGGCAACGCCACCUACAACAGGACAAGCAGUUAACGCUCAAAGAAAAAUCCAAGACCUUGCCAGUGACGAAGAAUUAGAUCCCAGUGAAAGUGAGGAUGUAGCCAGCAUCAGUGUUCAAGAUCAACAACAUUCUGAACAAAUACUACCUAUAGAAACGAUUAACGUGGAAAUUUCGACGACAGCUGAUCUUAGUGACGCGUAUUUCGAAAUCGCUACCAUUAAGUCGCCGUACACUUUCCAGGUUGGAACCUUAAGAAACACACGCUACGUCACUGUUACUUCAACAUUAAGAAAGUCAUUUUCAACGGCAGAACCAUCUACUACGGUAUCACCCACAGAGCCACUUACUGAAAAUCUUCUAGCAAACACCGCAGCAGCUUAUGAAACAACUUUGCCACUCGACUCAGCUAUAGCAACUCUUCCAGCUAUAUCUUUAGAAUCUGGCCAGGCUACUCCGCCAUUAGAAACCGUGACAGAAACGUUCUCGACUACUCAAACACUUUUGAAAACUCACCUAUUGCCAGUAAUAUACGGUAGCAAUACAACUAAAUUAACAUUGGUGCAAACGUACAACAUCGCACGUGUGAUCACCGCCACGAAAACUUUACCACCGAUGGACAUUUACCAAUUCAUUCCUAGCAAAGCGUUGAACGAAUUCAAUUCGAAACUCGACGAAGCAGGAAGUGAACUUCACUUGGAAUUAGACGUCGGAGACGAAGAGAGGGAUGACGAUGAUAUUCCUAAGAGAGUAGUAGCACUAAACAGCGGCGUGGAUUCCGAUCUGGAACCCUUCAAAUCUAUAUCGUCUUCGAAAGUAAAAUUAGAGGCAUCGAGCAGUAGCUCCAUCGAAUCACAAUUAACACCUGAUCAACUGGCCCUAUUGAAAUACUUUGGUCAACAACAGCAGCAAGUUGUAACUACUUCACGACCAGUCGUUGUCCUGGAGACAUUGUACGAGUCUCAUGUAAUUCCAGUAGUGAAUAAUCGAAACACUUUAUAUUCGACGGUAUCCAGGCCAGUCGGCACUGUGCCACGGACAUCUUAUGAAUAUGGAAUGUCCACAAUUGCACCGGCUCUGCCGCCACAAUUACCGCCACAAUUACCACCGCAAUUGCCACCACAAUUGCCACAGCAAUUACCUCUAUUCCAACAACAACCCCAGUUCACGGUGACAAGCACACCUCUGGUCACGCAAACGCUGGCAACUGUUUCCGAUUCAAAAAUAUUGAAACUGACCUUUGGAGCAAAGACAGCCUACACCACAUUAUUCUCUAGCCGGGUGGUACCAACGGCGGUCACAACCUACGUUACGAACACCGUGCCUGUGCAACCUUCCGUUCCUGCUUUCCCAGGUUAUUAUCCACCGCCAGUCGGUUACCCGCCUUUCCCUUUCGUAGGAUAA
Messenger RNA from Dufourea novaeangliae, 2877 nucleotides. RefSeq lists its product as uncharacterized. The transcript has 8 exons. NCBI's taxonomy places the organism in Eukaryota, Metazoa, Arthropoda, Insecta, Hymenoptera, Halictidae. The record is from RefSeq and is a predicted model, not a curated record. Bases 1 to 2877 code for a protein of 958 amino acids.